AUGGCUUCACAUGACGACAAGAUCCUGGCUGCUUCGGCCAAGCACCCCAUUGUCCCCCUCCCAGCUGGCAGCCUUUACAAGUAUGGCACCGCCGGCUUCCGCAUGUCCUCUGACCUCCUCGAGGGGGUCUCCUUCAGGGUUGGCCUGCUGGCUUCUCUUCGAAGCCGCAAGCUGAGCAGCCAAGCCAUCGGUGUCAUGAUUACUGCCAGCCACAACCCAGCCAAGGACAAUGGCGUCAAGGUCGUCGACCCCAUGGGCGAGAUGCUUGAGCAGGAGUGGGAGAGCUAUGCCACCAAGCUGGUCAACUGCCAGACUGACAAGGAACUCGUAGAGGUCUACAAUGGUCUGGCUGCUCAGCUCAAGAUCGACCUCAAGGCCCCUGCCAAGGUCGUCUAUGGCCGCGACACUAGGCCCUCAGGCCACACCCUCGUCACCGCUCUCGCCGCUGCACUCGAGGCUACUGGCACCGAGUAUGUUGACUACAAGAUCCUGACCACCCCUCAGCUCCACUAUUUGACGAGAGCCAUCAACACCGAGGACACCCCUCAGUCCUACGGCGAGGUCAGCGAGGCUGGAUACUACAAGAAGUUCUCCGACGCCUUCAUCCGCGCUCUCAAGGGGCGCAAGAUCAACGGCUCCUUGACCGUCGACUGUGCCAAUGGCGUCGGUGGGCCCAAGUUGACCGAGCUGCUGAAGUACCUCCCCAAGGACAAGGUCCCAUUUGAUGUCAACGUCGUCAACGAUGAUGUCCUCCGACCCGAAGUUCUGAACUUGGAUAGCGGCGCCGACUUCGUCAAGACCAAGCAGCGAGCCCCCCCUUCACCCAAGCCUGAGCUCGGCGCCCGAUACUGCUCCCUCGACGGUGACGCUGAUCGUCUGAUAUACUACUGGACCGACGCUGAGACGGGCUUCUUUAUGCUUGACGGCGACCGCAUCUCCACUCUGGCUGCGUCAUUUAUUGCCGACUUGGUGCGGUCCGCGGGGCUUGAGGAGGAUCUGCGCAUCGGCGUGGUGCAAACCGCAUACGCCAACGGCGCCAGCACGAAAUACAUCUCAGACCACCUUCGCCUUCCUGUCGUCUGCACGCCAACCGGUGUGAAGCACCUGCACCAUGCGGCGUGCAACUUCGACGUGGGGGUCUACUUCGAGGCGAAUGGCCACGGCACGGUCGUCUUCUCCAACGACGCUCUGCGCACCUUCAAAGAGAAGGAGCCUCAGUCUCCUGCUCAGAAGGACGCACUUGAGACCCUCUCUGCCGUGGGAGACCUCAUCAACCAGACCGUCGGCGACGCCCUUUCGGAUAUGCUACUGGUGGAGGUGAUCCUGGCACACAAGGGCUGGACGCUGAAGGACUGGGCUAUGACCUACACGGACCUGCCCAAUAGGCUGGUCCGCGUCGAGGUCGGCGAUAAGGAUCUUUUCCAGACCACGGACGCGGAGCGCAAGCUGUCGCACCCCGCUGGCGCACAGGACGAGAUCGACGCCCUGGUCAAGAAGUACACCAGCGCCCGCAGCUUCGCCCGUGCUUCGGGCACCGAGAACGCUUGCCGCGUCUACGCGGAGGCCGCAACCAGGAGCAGCGAUAUGUCAACGCCUGAGGGCCUUCUCGAGCUACAGCUGCUAACCCCUAUCACACCAACGCCACCGCUACUGCCUCAAAAUGCCAACGGCAACGGGGAUUACUUCAAGCAACUAUCCUCACCUCACAUCAAGAUGGAUGCUUUGGAGCAGGGUUUACCCACUGAAAUGACGGAGAAGGCAAUGGAGAGCGCGGUCGAGAUGCUGGCAUCAUCCGAAAAGGCUGCCCCACACAAAAACAUUAACGAUAACGACGCUGAUCUUCUGUUCAAGAUUGACAUGGACGAGUGA
Messenger RNA from Diaporthe amygdali, 1869 nucleotides. Its product is annotated as n-acetylglucosamine-phosphate mutase. Gene Ontology annotation, molecular function: magnesium ion binding; phosphoacetylglucosamine mutase activity. Gene Ontology annotation, biological process: UDP-N-acetylglucosamine biosynthetic process; carbohydrate metabolic process. The record is from RefSeq and is a predicted model, not a curated record. Lineage: Eukaryota; Fungi; Ascomycota; Sordariomycetes; Diaporthales; Diaporthaceae. Bases 1 to 1869 code for a protein of 622 amino acids. The transcript is spliced from 3 exons.